Molecule: messenger RNA, 1095 nt
Organism: Monascus purpureus
Lineage: Eukaryota; Fungi; Ascomycota; Eurotiomycetes; Eurotiales; Aspergillaceae
Source: the annotation of a GenBank genome assembly
AUGUCGUCGCCAUCAUUUGAUCCCUUUACCCAGAACAUCACCUUCCACGAUGAGAAUGGGUCUCCGUUCGACGUGCCAUUGACCUUUCUGGACUCGUUCUGCCAGUUCAAUCUGCGGAUGUCCAUUAACUAUGCGGCUCAGCUUGGCGCCUCUAUCGUUUUCCUUGUUAUUCUUUUCAUUAUGACCAGGCCAGAGAAACGCAGAUGCGUAAUCUUUUGGCUGAACAUCUCUGCUCUUGUCUUCAAUGUGGGCCGGUUGUUUUGUCAAGUCCUCUACUACACGGGUCCCUGGAGCGAAAUGUAUGCCAAUUUAGCAAAUGAUUAUUCAAGGGUUCCUAGCAGCGCCUACGCCAACUCGAUUAUCACCGUCAUCAUUAGCACCAUCCUUCUGAUAUGCAUCGAGUUCUCUCUGGUUUUUCAGGUCCAUGUCCUCUGUACAACGCUCCGACGUCGCUAUCGCUUGCCACUCCUCGUUGUGUCGUAUCUUCUUGUCCUUGUUGUUAUUGCCUUUCGGAUUUGGCUUGCUGUCGGCAAUCUCAUUAAUAUCAUGGGUUCAACAUAUUCGUGGUCGCUCAUACCGUUGCAGAAAGUGAACACCAUCCUUAUUACGUCUACCAUCUGCUUUUUCUCCGCAGUUUUCGUUCUCAAACUAGGCUACGCGAUUAGGAUUCGCAAAAAAUUGGGCAUAACGGACCUAGGGCCGAUGAAGGUUCUUUUCAUUAUGGGAUUUCAGACUAUGCUCAUUCCAGUGAUCUUUGUGACCGUACAAUAUGGCGUUAACGAUAUACCAGAAAUAUCUGCCAAUAGCUUAACGAUCAUCGCGAUCUCCCUCCCUCUUUCCUCCCUCUGGGCCAAGCACAGAUUGGAUAGUAAACUCGGGAAAAAAAGCACAUUGAUUCCUUCGACCUCGGGUGGCUCUUCUUAUACCUUCGAAACCACAUGCUUUGCUGCGAGGGGUGCUGCGCGACCGAGUGAUCUGGAGAUUGGCCGGGGGAUUGCUGUUGCGCGAGAUGUUACAGUCCUCAGUUACAAGCAUAAUAAUGGUAGUGGCAGUACUGCUAGGAAUAGUGGGAUGGCUGCGCGGGAGUUCAUUUGA